Messenger RNA from Coregonus clupeaformis (lake whitefish), 2214 nucleotides. Its product is annotated as methyl-CpG-binding domain protein 3-like. The transcript has 7 exons. NCBI's taxonomy places the organism in Eukaryota, Metazoa, Chordata, Actinopteri, Salmoniformes, Salmonidae. The coding region runs from base 144 to 863 and encodes 239 amino acids. The record is from RefSeq and is a predicted model, not a curated record.
GAAUUGCGGUUCGCAAUUACACCAUGUUGGAGAGGACAGCUGAACAGAAAGAAGAUCCACAACAAUAAUUUCUAGACACAUUUUUCUACCCCAUGCAGAUUCCCUAAUCGACAAAACUCCAGGAAUCAUAACCUGCAAGAAGCAUGGAGAGGAAAAGCGACCCUGGAAAGAGAUUCCUGUGCAAGCCCCAGUUAGCUCAUUACCUGGGCAACACCAUGGACGUGCACGCCAUUGACCCCCGUGCAGGAAGGAUGCUCAUGAAUAAGCUGCACAGGAACCGACACAAGCAUCGCUAUGACAACAACCAUCAGAUCAAGGUUAAGCCGGACCUGAACACGACCCUACCAGUCCGACAGACAGCGUCUAUCUUUAAACAGCCCGUCACCAAGGUAACCAAUCACCCUAGCAACAAAGUGAAGACCGACCCCCACAAGGCUGUCGACCAACCAAGACAGCUGUUUUGGGAGAGGAAGCUGAGUGGUCUUAGUGCGUUUGACAUCGCAGAAGAGCUGGUGAAGACCAUGGACCUUCCCAGGGGCCUACAGGGUGUUGGGCCUGUGUGUUCAGACAAGACCUUGCUCUCUGCAAUCGCCAGUGCCCUGCACACCAGCCCCACCCCCGUCACUGGUCAGCUGACCGCAGCCGUGGAGAAGAACCCUGGGGUAUGGCUCAACACGGCCCAGCCGCUCUGCAAGGCCUUCAUGGUGACCGAUGACGACAUCAGGAAGCAGGAGGACCUGGUCCACAGUGUGAGGAGGAGGCUGGAGGAGGCUCUGAUGGCAGACAUGUUGGUUCACAUAGAGGACUCCACCAACGAGGCAGACGCUCUGAAGAAGGAGCAAGCCGACAAGGAGGACAUAUAGCCAAGGGUUGGUGAAUACUACAGCGGGCUGCCUGGAACACAGUAUUCUACCCAUACACACCCAUACACAUACAGGAUAUUCCCCAGGACCGGACUAGCAUCUGUCAACAUGAAGGAUCCUCUCUCUCACUGGGACCUCCACAUACGUCUUUCUGUCUGGAAGUCAGCCAACAACAAUUUAAUCCAAAUUUAUUUUCGACCAAUUUAAAUUGAAUUUAUGGAAAAAAAAUUAGACCUUGGACAAGGCUUUGAAGUUCAAUUCACUUAUUUUUACCCUCAGUAAUUGUAUGAAAUGUGGACAAGUAUGUAUGGUGCUUUAGACAACGUAGUCUUGCGCUUUUGUGAAUAGUCUUAACAAGUUAGAAGUCGAAACAGAGUUAACGUUUGUCUGCGUGCAUGCCAGAGAAAGGGGGAGAAAACGUGUGUGUGUGCAUGUGUGUUUUCGCGAGAGCGUGAGAAGUAAGAACAGAGUGUGUGUUUGUGGGUUACCACUCAGUCCAUUCCAUUUGAACGGUUCCAUCUAGCUCUGUCUUGUGUUGCCCUUGUUCCACUCAGUGUCAUUUGCCCAAGUGGAGAAUUGGAUGGGUGCAGAUUGGGCAAGGGACCACAUGCUGUAAGAUAACAGUUGGAGGCUCAAAACGGACUUAGCAAAAGACUACCUAUUGUGUCAAAUCAGUCAUAGAUAAACGUGCAUCAUAUGACCUGAUAAAGGAUAAAUCCUAUAGCUCUUGUUAUCCCUAUCUAAUUGGGUUUGGUGUUCUUCAAAUGAUGUAGGCUGGAUAGUCGUGAAGAGCGGUGCUCUGCACAGAGGUUGAAUUGACUCGCAUGGCUCAUACGCUCCUAUAAGUUCAAAAUGGUGCUAAUUUUGUCUGGUCUCGUCUUUGUAGAUGUAUUUUUGCUUUCAUGUUACAUUGAUGAACUGUCUAUGUGCGACGGCUGACAUAGACUGCUCCACUACUCUGAAAUAGUUGCCUAUUUGGGAUAUAGUAUUUUUAAUCUUUUUUUUUUUAAGAACUUUGCUUUGUGGCAAGUCACAAUUAUGCCAUAGUUAUUUAACAUUGAUUGUUUUGUUAGGUUUUAAAUGCUAUGAAAUGUUUCGCUUAACCUGUUCUUGAUUUGAGUUAUGAAUGGGAAGAUAAUUCACUGUUAUAUGAAGAUGUCUGAAAAAGUAGGAAGCCCCCCAUGAAAUGUAAUUGUUAAUAUUAUGCUUUGUAGCAAAAAAUUUUUAUUUUUCCUCAUAGAGAGAUUUGUUACCAUUGCCUCUUUUUAGAAAUUGUAGGUCAAACAUCAAGCAAUUCAUUUCUGUCUGAUUUAUUUUUUCCUAUAACAAAAAUAAAUGCAGUCUUUUGUCA